GCUUUCACUCGCCGAAUCGAUUUCAAUUGAGUUCCCAAUCUCCUGUACGUGUACGUAGUGGUUGCACUGUUGUUUGUGCGGUGGAUCGACGGAGCAUUUCUAGCAUUUAUUAGUGGCACUUCUGCUUCUUAAUAGUUACCACUAUAUUUAUAAAUUAUUUGUAUAUAAUUGUAUAAAUUGUUUGUAUAAGUUUGCUGCUAAGUUAAACAUAAUUUAACUAAAAACAAACAGAAAUGGCACAAAACGUGAAAAACAACAAGAACAAGGGCAACAAGAAUCAGAACAAGAAGGGUCAUCAGGAUAAGUCAGCAAAGAAAAGCAAAUCCAGCACAAAAAAAUCGUCAGUUUGUCCAUGGCUGUUUGGCAGCUUCCUACUUCUUGGUGCAAUCGCAGGAGUGCUAGUUUACGAUACAAACGUUAACGGCAAGGGCGUUUUCCAAAAAUCCGUUACCGGUAAAUUCCUUAAAGAUGCUGGCGCAUUACCAUACGUGGAGACCGCGUGGUAUACAGUCAUGUCGAACUGUGCACGAGGUUAUAAGUGGGCGGAAGUGAAUUUACCGCCUGUAUUCGCAAAGGCUUGCGAAGUCUCGAAACCCUAUGUGGAUCUGUCGAAAGAUCUAUUAAAAAUAGGAUGUAACACAUUAACCAGUGUUUGGGAGAACCUCAAAGAUUUAGUAGCAAGAAAGGGGCCAGUUGUAACAGAAUUUAUUGAACAAUAUGCACCGGGUCUGCCGCAGAAAAUCCAAGACUUUUCCGUGUCUGCUUGGGCGACCUCGGUCGAAGUGUACCAAAACAGUUGUGAUUUUAUGAAGACAAAGGUCUUUGUAGGCAACUUAUCCCCCGAGAAUUUAUCAAAAGCUUUAAAUCAAACGCAAGCUGUUGCGGCGGAGUACUACAGUUGGUUUCAUGAAAAAGUCGACGCAUAUGCCAAAAUAAAAUGAUUCUAAGAAAAUAUGCAAGAAAACUUGUAUGAUUUAAGUAUAUGUAUUUUAGAUCCAUUUUUGUCAUUUUUCCCUAUAGUUUUUAUAAAAAAAGGUAUAUCUUGAAAAGGAAAAAAAUUGUAUGAUUUUUAUUCUCCUUUUUCUCACCUGCUUUCCAAAAUGUUCAAAUAAAACAAGUCGAUGGAGGAGACCUACUAGCGUUUUAUACGAAUAUACACAGAAAAAGUAUGGAGAUGUGUCUAUAUGCAGAUAUAUAUUGAUAUAUAUGUGUGUAUAUGCAGAUAUAUAUUUAUUUUGGUUGAGAAAAAAUAGAAUUUACAGAAGCAACACAUAAAAAGAAACCAGAGUAAUUGAUCAGUCAAAAAGAAAACUAUUCAUGAAUUGUUUGUUGUCUGAGUUUUCCUAAUGUAAUAAAAUAAUGUAUUGUAACAUA
This is a messenger RNA of Hermetia illucens (black soldier fly), 1374 nucleotides long. RefSeq lists its product as uncharacterized. The record is from RefSeq and is a predicted model, not a curated record. NCBI's taxonomy places the organism in Eukaryota, Metazoa, Arthropoda, Insecta, Diptera, Stratiomyidae. The transcript is spliced from 5 exons. Bases 234 to 941 code for a protein of 235 amino acids.